Messenger RNA from Amblyraja radiata (thorny skate), 3120 nucleotides. It is a transcript of the gene ebpl, whose product is annotated as EBP like. Gene Ontology annotation, cellular component: endoplasmic reticulum; membrane. The coding region runs from base 635 to 1327 and encodes 230 amino acids. Gene Ontology annotation, biological process: sterol metabolic process. Lineage: Eukaryota; Metazoa; Chordata; Chondrichthyes; Rajiformes; Rajidae. The transcript is spliced from 4 exons. The record is from RefSeq and is a predicted model, not a curated record. Gene Ontology annotation, molecular function: cholestenol delta-isomerase activity.
GUACGGUGUUUGCACAUCCUCCGUGUAGUUUUCUCCGAGUCUGCAGUUUCGUCAUAUCCCCAAAGAGUGCAGGUUAAUUGAGCUCUGUAAAUUGUCCCUGCUGUAUAAGGAGUGGAUGCGAAAGUUAAAUAACAUAAAACUAGUGUGGUCGAUGGUCGGCGUGGACUCGGUUAAUCCGAAAUAUCUGUUUCCACGCUGUAUAUUUUAAUCAAAAGAAAGCAGGGGAGGCGAGAAUAUGUCACCGAUACCAGAGGGCGCGACAAAUAGAAGCUGCAACCCCGUGUCUCGCCGCCGGGGCGGGGAGAUGCAAAGACGCGGUUGUCUGGCGAUUGGCCACCGAGCGCCUGCAACAGCGGGCGAGCCGCACACGGCGGGGUUUAAACAUCGGUGAUACCCGCUGUAUCAGAUCCUUUCGUCUGAUGAAUGAUCCCUUCUUUCUGUUGCUGGGGGGGAAGAGAUCGGAAGAAAUCUUGGGAUCAAGCAGAAGCCAUUUCACCGCGUGAAUUACCAUAACCCAACAAUAGGCAUAGUGAAUUAAUUCACUGAAGAAAUGUUUCCAGCACUACCGCGAGGUUGCUGAAGAGGAAGAGUAACUCGGUGGAAAUCAAGUUGUUGAUCAUAGCUGUGAUUAUGCAUGUCCCGUCCGGCGAUUUUCGUCGCUGAUGUGAUUUGGGAGAGCGGGGAAAUUGUGCAUUCGGCAGGGAUGGGCGAACAGGAGCCGUUGCUGAGCCCGGCAGCGCUGUGUUCGCUCUUGCUCUGCUCCGCUCAGUUGGUGCUGGCUUACGCGCUGUCGCUGUAUUUCGGGCAGCGGCGGCCGCCACUGGACCGGGCGCUCCUCACCUGGCUAUUCUACGACUGCAUCACGCACUUUACUCUGGAAGGUCCAUUUGUUUACAUGUCCUUAACUGGGACUGUGGCUCAAUCGGAUAACGUUCUUGCUUUUCUGUGGAAAGAGUAUGGAAAAGCAGAUGCAAGGUGGCUUUAUUCCGAUCCUACCAUUGUGUCGUUAGAAAUCCUGACAGUAGUGCUGGAUGGGAUUUUAGCACUGGUACUUAUCAAUGCCAUUGUGAAGGAUAAAUUCUACAGGCACUUUGUGCAGAUAACGCUGUGUGUUUGUGAGCUGUAUGGGGGCUGGAUGACCUUCUGCCCUGACUGGCUCAAUGGAAGCCCAAACUUGAAUACCAGCAACUGGCUCUAUCUCUGGGUCUAUCUGACUUUCUUCAAUGGGAUCUGGCUGGUUGUGCCAGGACUGCUGCUCUGGCAGUCUUGGCUCAGUCUCAAGGAAAUGCACCAAAAGAAAAUUGAUGUCGAUAAAAAAUCAAACUAGAUGAUAAUUCUGCCAAAACAUCCAGGAGGAAGUGGAUCCUCUUGAUGUUGGAGGAAAAAAAGUUUGUAGAAUUGCUAAAAAAUAUUUGAUUUGUUUACAUUCAAUUUAUAGGGGCACGCCAGGAUAUGAAUAGCCCGACUUAUGAAACUCUGACUAUACACAAAUUCUCUCAUACAUUUUUCAAGCAUUUUCCAAGCUCGUGAUAAUAAAAUGUCUCAUAAUAUUAUGACAACUGCAUUUCGUUGUCUCUGUACUGUACACUGCACAAUGACAAUAAAGUUUGAAUCUGAAUCUGAAUCUGAUGUAGAUUAAUUAAACAUAAUUAAUCCAGGUGUUUAAUUAUGGCUCAUAAUUAAACACAUGGAAUAUAUACUUUAUAAAUCAGUGAAUACCAUGAAACAUUAUUAUUACUAGCAUGAAAAUAUGGAACAUAAAGGGGUGAUUAUUUAAUGAAAGACUUGUAUGUAAUGCAAUACAAUAUGGGGAGUUAUCGAAAAUGGACAUUUCUAAAUUAUGAAGAAAUUGAUUUCUGGAUAGUUCUCGGGAACGGAACCCUUGUGUAACUCGGAGACUGCCUGUAUAUUUAAUUUGGUUAGGAGUUGGUACAAAGUUCAAUUCGAUUACAUUCCAUCAUCCAAAAAAACAAUAUUUCCCUUUUAUUUAAUAUAAAUACUAGCUGCAUCCUGAGAAAUGAUUGACAGAUGCUACGAAUGGACCUGCAUUUAUAUAGACCUUUUGCAGUCCCUGAAUAUCCCAAAGCAAUUUACAGCCAACAGCAAUGAAAAGAGUGAACCGUUCGUAACCUGCAUCCUGAUUGCCACUCCCACAAAGCUUUGACAUUGUCUUCACACUUGACAUCUGUAGUGACCAUUCGUUUACAGAGGUGAUGAAGACCCUUCACUGCCAAGUAGCAAGUAUUGGAGUUCCCUAUUAAUGUUUCUACACUGUUGUAUUUUUAGUUAUCCCUUUGAUUUGAUUUUUUUUAAUGUUUGCUGUUUUCCCACACUGCAGCAUCUUUACUUAAAGAUUACUCAACUGGCUGCAGAGUGGAGCUAGGAAUGAUGCGAAGGGUGCUGUAUAAAUUAACAUUUUCUAUUUAAUUGCUAAAGCCACAAGGUUUAGUUGUGUUCUGUAAAACAUUAACUUUUUGGCUUAAUGAAGCAGAUUUUAUUGGGCUUAUUUCAUUAAAAGAUGUAAACUAAUUUGCUUUAUCUUGACAACCAUUUAAAUAUUUUUAAUGUUUAUGCUGUUCCUCAAUCUCUGGUGAAAUUUUAAAUCUAAAAUUAUUUAUUGCAUAUUUAAAGAUUUCACUUUGAUCAAUUUAGAGGGGUGCCUUAAUAACUAUCAAUGUUAUAGCAUGGAAUAGGUUGUCUGCUGCUGUAACAGUCUGUACAGUUAAACUUUUAGAGUAAAAAAAAGAGGCAAAAUGCUGGUGUAACUCAGCCUGUAUGGCAGCAUCUCUGGAGAACAUAGAUGACGUUUUUGGUUAGGACCUUUCUUCAGUCUGAAGAAGAAUCCCGACACGAAACAUCACCUAUCCAUGUUCUUCAGAAAUGCUGCCUGACCUGUUGAAUUACUUUGGCACCUUGUUUUUUGUAAACCAGCAUCUGCAGUUCCUUGUAUCGCCUCCAAAAUAUUUGAGUUUUUGUUAUACUUUGUACCUUCAAGGCUGUUACACUUAAAAGAAAACAUUUAAUUGCUUGAGCUAGUGUUCAGACAUUCUGAAUUACUGUUGGAAUUGCUACAUUGUGAACGGGGCAAAGUUUAUUAAAAUUAAGUGAUUUCACCACCCA